AUGUGUAUAUACAGGAAUAAAAAAAAACAUACAAAAAAAAAAAAACAAAAAAAAUUUGGCAACACGAACUCUACUUCUUUACCAACCAUGUCUUCAGACAACGACCUUAAACAUGCAUUGGCAGUGACUCCAUUUGCACAUAUGGUGCCGAAACAGGGACUAUACGGACUUGUGUGUCCCCUGCCCUUACCACAAGUUGAAUCGCCAGACACCAAGCAUGGCAUCAAACAGAUAGAUCUAGACAGCGAGGAGGUAAUGACAUUACUAGGCAACGACUUGCUAGAAGCCAAUGAUCCAGCAGUGUUCUUUCGAGAGUUCCUGAAAACCCACCACCCUACCUCCUCCCCCAUACCGCUAGCCUCCACUGAAUUGCAACUCCUCAAAUCCCCUAUCCACUACGUCAACCCUCUAUCUACGUCCGUGCAGUGCCCACGCUUAUCGGUUAGAAAGAAAUACAACCCAACCGAAAUGGACCACCACAACAAGACCUACGAAAAGAAAUUCAAUAAGGCCUCAACAAGCGAACUCAAAGUGAAACGGCCAUCACCACCACCACCCGCCCCUGAAACUGCCCGAAAACUAGUCAAACUUGCCCCCACAACCCCAAAUCUAACCGAUCUACUUGACAACAAAUCCUUUGAAGAAAUACUAGGCUUGAUCAACGCACCGGGAAUCGACCUCAACAUAGACCAGUCCAAACGCGUGUUGUCGGUCUGCAAGUCCUACCUAUCGACCACCAAAGACCAUACACUGGCUUCCUUAUCUGCAUGUGUGUGUAUUGCCACAAUUAUGAACAAAAACGUAUUCAACAUGUCGUUCCGUGUUGACGAUACCUUCACCGAAGUGGGGGCCUGCGUGUACCGGUUUGUCCAUACCAUCUUGCCAGACUCGUCGGACUUGGACAUCCUGAAUCUUUGUAAAUUGCUAAGAGAACUUGGUUUUAUCGGUACAGGAGCGCUUUGCGACGAAGACUCACUCACCAAACUCGAAAUAUCCGCCAUCCACAUCCUUUUUGAAGAGCUGUUCCCCACCAACGAUUUCUCCCUGCUCAGGCACGCUGCGGCGUCAUUUAUCACAGAUGUAUACCACGGGUGCCACACUCAGAGACGGUUCCUACUAAACGAAUUGUCAACAAAUUUCCUACGAUUGCCAACCAAAAAAACCGAGGCGAGAAACUACCGUACCCAUAGAGGAUUCAAUAUCCUGGUGUUCACCACUGUCGCCAUCAAAUUCUCCCAAGAAGAGGAUGACGCAAACGUCCUUGCCGGAGAACUAAUCCUGCGAGUAACCACAAACUUCGAUACCACCGCCAAAUCCUUGCUUGAAUUGCUAGUCGAAGACUUGAUCCAGCUUUUACGAUUUUGUGAAUGGGCUGCAUCAGCCGCCUUGUUGUCUGGUCUUGCAAAUGCCAUGCUAACAACCAACACACCACAACUGGAAGUGUUUUUCUUAGAGCUUUUGGGGACAAUCUGUGCUAAUGUAUACGACAUAAAGAAACACAUGGGCCCAACCAUCUAUCAGGAACUUUCAGACGAGUGCACACGGUACGGAACCGAAACCGACGUCGUCUACAUGACAAAAAUGUUUGGAAGUUCCAAAAAAUCCUAUAUCGAGCUUUUACUACACGAUUUGGAUAAAUUCUGCAACUCGUUCCUAACUUCGUUGUGCAAAUGGUUAAACUCCCCCAAAAUAAAACUCAAAACCAAAGCUGUCAAAGUGUUGAGUCUUUUAUCAGACAAACAACCCAAUUUACUAAACUCAAAGGUGUUGCAGCUGGCUUUAUCGGCAAGACUAUGUGACGACGCUACUCUGGUCAGAGACGCAGUUUAUGAAUUCAUAGGCAAGUACAUCAAGGCCCACCCGAAAGAAGCCGAUAAUUUCCACACCUCCCUAUGCAAUGCUUUAUCGGAUGAAGGGGUUUCUGUCAGGAAAAAGGCAAUAAGACUAACCAAAGAAAUCUAUCCCAUGUUCAGCAAAACCUCCCGCAUAUCAAUAGCCGCAAAAAUGUUGAAACGGUUAAACGACGAAGAAGAGAGUAUACAAAAAGAAGCAGCAUCUAUGUUAGUCGGUUGUUGGAUGACUCCAUCCAACCAGGCCAUUUCGGAAAUGAUCACUCUCGCAAUGUCCCACCACAAAACCCAAGAAGCAUUGCAGACCUUCCUUGAUGGGUAUGUCCUACAAGAAAACUCGGUGGAUUUUCUCAUUGACACGCUUCUAGAUAUGGUGGGGGACGAUUCCUCCUCCAAAGAAGGGCCAUUAUUGCUUCUCUCAGUGUGCAGCACCAGCAAACCCCAAUUGGUCGGCCAAGACCAACUCAUUGCAUUACAGCCAUUCUUAACCGACAGCAACAACAUCACCACAAAAUCGUACCAGUAUGGCCUAAGAAUACUCAAAUCCGUUUUGCCCCUCAUCUCCUCAUUGCGACCACAAUUCAUCGACCCCGUCCAGGAAUUCUUGUUUGCCAAACUCACAAAAAUGACAAAAAAGGAAUUACAUGAAGCAGUACCCAGUCUAUGGCAACUAUGCAAGAUCAAACUGGAUUUCACCAAAUUGGUUAAUGCAGUCAUCUCAACCAUGAAAAUGAUAUGGAAAUACAAACUGGAACCCGAUGUCCGUCUCGCCAAACUUAUCCAGCUCUUGGCGUGUUUGGUCAAGCAUUGUGAUUUAGAGCCAUUCCACGAUAUGUUCCUAAAAGCAAACCUUGGCCUUAAAAAGAACGAGACGGUGGUGUCGUUGGCCGUCAAGUACAUACUCACCUUUUGCGACAAAUCUUCAUCUGUCCGAUCCAGUGCAGUCACUAACCUCCUCGUCGCAUGCUCCAACUCCCCACGAAUUUUAAUGUCGCCACCGGUACUUACAGUCUUUGACCAGUCGCUCGACUCAACCCCAGAAACCAUCAAAAGCCUCCUUCAGACCAUGAUCGACUUUAUCCAGGAAAGAGAUAAAGUCUCGGUUGCUGCUACAACGAGCUUGGAAGAUAUUGUCGAUGACGCGUGUCCUGGUCUAGUCCAACGGUAUAUCGAAAGGAUCUUGGCUCUAAGCCUUGCCGACAAGGGCCAGCUUGCAUACUUACCAUUCCAGUUUGUCCAGGUCGCAUUAGACCUAGGUUUCGCCAACCCGAAAAUUUGCAUAUCAACAAUAAUUGCAUUGGAAGCAUCGUUAGAAACCAUUGUCCACUGCUCGGCAGUGGCCAUGCACCAAAAGUUGUUUGACAAGCACGAGUCGCUAGUAGACUCCAACUACCACGAAAGCAUACGCAAGGCAUAUGAUGCAGGUCUCACCUCCCCUUCCUUCUUCAACUCCAUCUACACAAUAAUAUACCGCUCUAAAACUUCAAGAAAUAAGUUUCUUAUAGCAUUGACAAAGGUGUUGACGCUUGGCAAUGCCCGUUUCUUAUUGUUUUGUGUCAACAGAAUUGCCGCCACCAAUUUCAAAUUCACCGAAGAUGUCUUGGUGGUAUUGACUCACUUGCAGGACCAGAUCCGUGUUGAUGGGGCCGACCUCGACCAACCCCAGGCCAUAUCCAUCUGUGCACUAAUAGAGUUGUACCGCCAUCUCACUACUGCCUACAAAAUAUCAGACGAACAAGUCGAAGCAUACGCAACUGGCGCUUCAGAUAUCGAUUCAAAACAUCCUAUAAAAACAAAAACACACGACAGACUAGAUCUAACAUGGAUAACCGAAAACCUCAACAACCCUUCUUGCUUGGCAGAAUGUGUGGAGACUAUCACCAAAUUCACUUAG
Candida dubliniensis CD36 is the source of this 3744-nucleotide messenger RNA. RefSeq names its product cohesin-loading factor complex subunit. The record is from RefSeq and is a predicted model, not a curated record. NCBI's taxonomy places the organism in Eukaryota, Fungi, Ascomycota, Pichiomycetes, Serinales, Debaryomycetaceae. Gene Ontology annotation, biological process: replication-born double-strand break repair via sister chromatid exchange; establishment of mitotic sister chromatid cohesion; establishment of protein localization to chromatin. Bases 1 to 3744 code for a protein of 1247 amino acids. Gene Ontology annotation, molecular function: chromatin binding. The transcript has a single exon. Gene Ontology annotation, cellular component: Scc2-Scc4 cohesin loading complex.